CAUUUAGACCAGCAGCCAUUCAUGUUGUUGGACUACUGCUGUCGUUGUUGUGGAUUCACACUCAUAAAACGCCAUGGACCCUUCUCUCUCAAGACUACACCCAGUGAUACCUGGGUUGUCCUGCAGAAUCUGUUGAUGUGCAUGGUGUGUUUCUACUCUCUCUACUACAUUGUGGUGAGUCUCUGCAUCGGGCUGCUCAGGGCUCAUGAGAUCAACAGCUUGUUGGCUCCUUUUGACUACACAACACAACCGUCAUGGCAGAACCCCAAAUACCUGGUCGGUGUAAUUUCCACAGAAGUGACCUAUGUUCUGGGGGGGCUGGUGUUUGCCUGGAUUGUAGAGGAGUGGGUCUGGGAUUAUGCCAUAACUGUCACGCUGCUGCAUGUCGCGAUGACUGUAGCAGUGAUGUCAGACUUCCCUUCAGCUGAGCACUGGUGGAUAGCUCUUGGUUCAGGUCUGGUGAUGAUGAUAUUUGGAGGACAGCUUCUGGCUUACAAACUCUUCAGAAGCAACUUUGUCUAUCCGGCUGAACUACAGAACUUCUAAUGAACACAACAAGGAAAGCUUUUAACUGGCUUACUGGUUAAUCUCUGGUCCGGAUGCAUCUCAGUGGGUUCACUAUUCAAAGUUUGUACUGCUAGGGUCAUGAUAUCAUUGGUAUGAGCAACUACAGUAUGUCUAUCAAGAAUAUGCAUGUUUAUAUUUUCGAUAGACACUGUAAGUUUGUUGAUUAGCUAAUACAGAUCCCCCUGUACAAAAGCCCAAGUAUGUCUAUUUAACAGUGUUUUUUAAACAUAUUCUGUACAGUUUAAAUAUUGUUUUGUAUUUUUUCUUUAUAAACUCUACAGUAGAAGAUAAAGGUAGCAGAAGACAGCUGUAGUAUUUUGUACUUUGUACUUUUGCAAUGGUGAGUGAAGUCAUAUUUCUGUGUAAUAUUAGAGUUUAUUUAUGUGUCACAUAGCAGAGCGUGCAGUGUAGCAGUCUGAUGAAUGAAAUCAUUACCUGUUCAGACACUGAGGAGAAAUCAAAUCAUAUGUCUGCAUGUGGUGACAAAAUUGUGCUUGCAGGAAGAAAAUCUACAUCCCUUGGAGCUUCAUGGGUUUACAUUAAAAACUAUGAGCAAAAUUA
Messenger RNA from Scatophagus argus, 1128 nucleotides. It is a transcript of the gene tmem244, whose product is annotated as transmembrane protein 244. Lineage: Eukaryota; Metazoa; Chordata; Actinopteri; Scatophagidae. The coding region runs from base 22 to 546 and encodes 174 amino acids. The transcript has 6 exons. The record is from RefSeq and is a predicted model, not a curated record.